Aureobasidium musti is the source of this 288-nucleotide messenger RNA. NCBI's taxonomy places the organism in Eukaryota, Fungi, Ascomycota, Dothideomycetes, Dothideales, Saccotheciaceae. The record is from the annotation of a GenBank genome assembly.
AUGGAUUCCAAGGACAUGGGUUCAAUGGAGUCGACAUCGCCUGGCACUCCCUCGCCCGCGACUCCUCUUACCGCAAGCGGAUCUUCUUCGAGAAGGCCACCGCGCAAGAGCACUCUCACCCAACAACAAAAGAACCAGAAGAGACAACGUGCUACUCAAGAUCAGCUAAUCACCCUGGAGAUGGAGUUCAACAAGAACCCCACGCCCACUGCCGCUGUCCGUGAGAGAAUUGCCGACGAGAUCAACAUGACUGAGAGAUCAGUGCAAAUUUGGUUCCAGAACAGGUAG